AAGCCAUCUCUCCAUCUCUCCUGGGCUGUGCUCUAAGCAAUCUCUACAGAUAAUGCCAGCAAUCAAGGGGAUGUACUGCAUCGACCAUUCAAUUCAUUCCAUCCCGCGUUUGAUAGAAAUUGAAGCAGGGUCAAGUCCCUCGGUUUCCUUUCUAACAUUACGGGGAGUGUGUACCCUAACUUUCGUUCUGUUGCUGGUCGCUGCCGGACGGUCCCAGCCCUUUCUUCUCCCUCUGUUUCUUUCCCUUCAAUCACGAGUUCACCAAUUUUCUUUUACGGUGACCCCUUGACGGAUUGUACCGAGACGUCUCGAAUCUAUAUGACGACUCCAGCGAACAAGAUGGGUUCUCUUGAGGAGUUCUCGGCGGCUGAACAUAUUUUCAACGAUCCAAACUCGUGGAGGCGAGAAAGUGGAAGGGAUUGGGCUUCAGAAGACGAUUCCACGCCAAGUGCAGCGCCCUCCGACGGCCUUCGUUCGAAACGUAAGCCAAAACCCCCUUCCUUCACGUUGAAGCCUUUCACCAAAGGAUUGAUACUGCCUGUCAACGAACCCACACCUUACAACGUAUCAACACCUGGCUCCGUUUACUUGUCGCCCCUGCUUCUAACCUCAGCCCCGGAGUCACCAUUUGACCUUGAAAGGGUGUACGGGCUAGAUUUCGAAGACAUAUAUGGAUUGGAUUCCGAUUCGCCCUUGGUUAAAUCUGAGUCGGGAUGGACAGGGUUGGCAGACAAGGAGGUAUUCGAGCGUUCGCAGAUACUGGCUCGGCUGAUUGAAACCAGCAAGAACAUCACUUCCGAGAUGUCAGAGCUGGUAAAACAGCGGGUGUCAAUCAUAUCGGGACAGGGGACCAUCUUCCGUGCUUUCCCUACUCCAAACGGUUUCGAGUUCGAUUUCGAGGGAGGAGAUUUUCUAACACCGGAUGCUGGUAUUGCGACAGGAGGCUUUGCUUACUCCAGCCCAGGUAGCAUAUACUCUUCGACAAGCGAUCAGACCUCAACCAAACACCCGACUCGACCGUCCCUCAAGAAGGGCUUACGGAUCUCUACGACAACGGGAACGACUACGACAACGGUGAUAUCAAUUGAUUCACCCUCUAAUAAAUCCUCUCCCGGUAUUACGAUCGUCAGUGCAGUCAGCACGUCCACGCCGUACAGUAUUCUGGAUUUCUACGAAACGUCACCUGUUACAACCGAGAAAUCACCAAAGACCACAGGUUUGUUGACGUCGUCAUCUCAAGCUCGCCACUCAAGCUCGCAAAGUAUUGUUCCUAAAACAUCUCAUCCAACGGCGACAACCUUUUCGACUCCCACCGUUCCAUCGCCAUCCGCAGGUUCCCGCUCCGCUGCCACUGCCACAUUUUCCCUCACUAAAGUCACAACGAUUGAUUACUUUCUCUCCAAUGACUCCGCGAAGAUCAUUGAACUACCGGAGGACAUUGGUCUGGGCGGGGCGCCACUCAACAAGAAGCCUCCAUCUCUCUCAAUCGUGACUUCGGUCCCUUCUCGACCGGCUUACCAGGGAAACGCUAUGGUCAAGGAAAUCACGCCUCUGAUGGUUACCAAGAAGGAGACGAAACAUUCCGAGUCCCGCGGUCAGGCGAGCCCUCGGCCAUUACCCAAAGUACCUCGCACUCUCACUCCGCCACCCCCUGUACCUGCUCUACCUACCUUCACCACCGUCCCUCCCGUCUCGGAGCUUCCCAGUGGUACAUCUCACAAAGCUCCCUCGUCCGUGUCAUCCAAAAUCGCCCGCCUCAGUACUACUGGUUCUCAAUCCCGUCCUCCAACCCGUAAGCGUUCGGCGCAAGCUUCACGUCCUCGAUCACCUCCCGCCGUUCUUCUGACUGAACCUCUUCCAAGUCCGCCACAGCUCAAGCUAAGUCACGAGGAUUCGAAAGCUGACUCUAUUACUGAGGUUCUACGAAAAGGGCGUACGCUGGGUCUUCCCUUUAAUCAUACGCCACUGCCUACGGAAGGUGAUAAUGUCUCGACUCUGGGUGUCAAAACGGAGUCCAAAGUUGGGCAGAAGAAGGAUGAGAAGGCAUUGCCCUCUGAUCCUCGCGAGUCUACGUCACAAAACCGGAUGAGGAUAGCGAAACGUUCUGCCACCCCUCCACCUCGAGGUUCUCGAUCACAGAAGAAGAGACAUGGGUUAUCACCUGUUCCUUCACCUUUACCCAGCGGAGCUGGGUUGGCAUUCGAGUCGGGGUCGAGCAUCACUGCGGUCCCGUUGCCAUCUUUAACUGACGAGUUGACAGCUUCUUCCUCCACCGAGGUGAUACCUUCUACACUCCUGGCUGCUUUGCCGCCCCCUCCGUCACCUACAUCAUCCUCUGGAUCCACAUACCCGAGUCCAUCGUUAUUCCCUUUACCACCUGCGGUUGUUUCACGAAUUGAUCCAUCAAAUUUACAAUGCGAACCACUGGCCACGGAUGACGUCGCGGCAACAAACAUUCAAGCAUCGGCCGCUUCCGUAACAGAAAUAGCGGGAGAUGCCCACUCCUCCUCGGGUUCGUUGGUUACUGUAGUUAAGGGACAGAGGGACGAUGAAGAAGGUGGUGGUGGUACUACGGGACACGUAGCGGAUCCUCCCGUCAUUCACAUAACUGUUGUCAAUGGCAAGGGCAGUCCGUCCACCUCGGUCCCAGAUUUGACACAUGUCCCUCCUCUUCCCUCUUCGAGGAACGUUGAAGAAGCCCUGGAGUCAGCUCAAGUCAGAGAUGUGUCUAAGGCAAGGAACGCCUCGCUUAUCGUGUCGACGGCGAGUGUGGCUGACUUAGUGAAGAAUGCAUAUGCCCAUGGUAUCCCACCAGUUGACGAAAAUUCACCUGAAGUGGUGCUUCUUCGUGCCGACUCUCCCAAGCGCCUUACCUCGGAAAGUCAAGGCACGGCCAAUGAAUUGUCUUCCUCCCGGACCUGGAGGACAGUGCGGCAUGCGCGUUCUACAAGUCGUUUGAAUUCCACGGAAUCGCUGGCUAGGACCAGCUUAAACUCAACCUCCAACAGUGAAAUUUCUCGUACUCGCUCUGUUUCUGAUCAUGACCUCCUAGACGAUGGCUCACAGGUGAAACGAGGAAAUACUUUAAGGCAUUCACGUUCUGCCGUUCAAUUAGGAUUAUCCAAGGUUCCUUUUACCAAACUAGGGAGCUUGUUCGAACGGGAUAUCCUGCUCCCCGAUCGUUCGUUAUUAGAAAGACGGACACGAGGGAAUUCUGUGGACGAUCGUCCUCUAGUUACGGACGCCUUUGAACCAGUGGGAAAUGAUGUGCGAACGACGACUUUACAAACCUCUAGCGAACGCCAGGACGGUUCCUUCACAUGGCGAAAGCCCUCCACAGGUGGCUUACAGUCAGCGACUACCGGCAACUCUUCGAGUCCAUCGAUAUCCGUUUCGAAACCCGAAUGGCAGCCCCACUCGAAGACUCUUCGAAUUCCCUCCGAGAUAUUGUCAGUGCGGGGUUCUACGAAUAGUUCUGAAAUGGGCGUCGCGUCUUUGUCUCGACCUGAAUCUUCAGGGUCAUUGCAGUCAAAUCCCUUCCCUGCUUUAGUUGAGAAGAAAGAGUCUGUCGGCAUUCCUGUGGUUAAAGAAUCUAUAGGAGUGUCUCCACGUGCAGGCGAUAUCCCGGCCGAUGGCGUUACGCCAGCGCAGACCUCGGCGUUUCUCCCCGUGGCAGUCCCUCCUGCUCGCUCACUCACACCUGUAUCUUUCGGUAAACUCCCUCUGGAGCCUACUUUCGCGAGUUCCCGAACACAUAGGCGCUCCGUUUCUGAGAAACUUCCGCAGUCUACGAUUUCUUUGUUGACGACACGUGAGCAAAGACGUGCUCUUACACCUAUGCAGACAAUACCGGUUCGGUCAACCUCAGUGGGUGCGCUUGUAGCCACGAGUCCGAGUACUGCUGCUACUACCUCCACUACCCCAAUGCACAGGUCGAAGUCAUCAAUAGAUGAAGACCCGGUGCGUAACUCUUCGCCUUGGGCACGUCAGGUGAGGCAUGCACCCGUGCCCACCGCUGACGCGCUCAUUCCUCCUGUUCCUAUACCCACAGCCUCGACAUACAUGCCACUACCUUCACACCCGAAGCCUACCGACACGAUCUCUCGCUCGACUCCUACACAUUCACCGAAGCCUCCCAUUGAGUCUAUAAGGAGACGUGCGCCGACACCCACACCCUCCGAUCGGAAACGUUUGCCUUCUGAUGCUCUUCCCCCAGUACCGAGCACCGUCCACCUCCCCUCUACGAUUCCCCAAUCGGUCCCCUUGCAGAUGGAAGAAGUAAAACGUGCACCCACACCAUCAUCAUUGACUAGAAGCAGAUUAGUGUCAACAGCUUUCAAGGAUUUGCCCCUUCCUCCCGUGCCUAGUGGCGUGAAAAACACCCCAAUCGAUUGGAGUGCAGAUGAUCGCGUAAGACGCACACGCACCCCUUCAGGAUCUACGUCGUCCAACAAUGUUCCCGGUAUUAAUGUUCCAGAUGCAACGCUUCUGGCCAGAAGGUAUCGGAAGCCUUCGAUUUCAGCCGAGUCUCGCAGUGCAAAUGCGCCUUCUUGGCCGUCUCUUUCAUCUUCGUCUACGACCUCUGGCGGAUCUGAAUCAUCAGCAAGAAGGUUUGCCCAGCCAACCGUAUCAUCUUCAGCGAAACUCAAGCAGGGGACCUCUUCCUCUGCUGUACCCACUUCGGAGGUAUUGGGAUCUGGGACGUCUUCAUACAAUGUGUUGGGAAGCAAGGUUCAGCCUCCACCUUUACCGCCUAAAGCUGAAUUGAGGGGACGAGUGAGGGCAAGGCUCGAAUCACCUAUGAGUGGAGGAAGGGCGAGGUCGGUUCCUAGAAAGGCUAGAGAAGGGGGGAAUUUUGUUGAACAGGCAAGUUUACCAUCGUCAUACGAGGAUGAGGUUGUGAGAAGAGGGAGAGGAAGACCCAGUUCCCCAACCAGGGAACGCGGAAGGUCUGGGGGACCAAAUGCAGAUGGACGUGAAAUUCGAAGAUCACUUUAUGCCAGGAGUAGGAGUGUCGGUCCAACUUCAGCCGAACAGGUAGUCAAGGCUCGAAAACGGACUUCGUCAUUGUCCGUCGCUCCUCCGCCUGUUCCGAACUCCAGUCUGUUGUUACCCGGUCGUUCACCGUCACGAGUACCUAGCCCUUCAUAUGACAUCAUUCGAGGAAGAGUGUCGCCGUUCCCAGUGACACCAACAUUGUCGUCGUCUUCGAGACCUUCGUCGAGGGCUCUGACAUCGUUCUGAGGUGAUUUUGAAAUCGUCUUACUUUGUUAAGAGCGUUACCUACAUUGCAUUCAUUUUUGCAUGACCUAGAAUAUCUAAAUUAUUUAGCCAUGGCUGCCUCU
Molecule: messenger RNA, 5345 nt
Organism: Marasmius oreades (fairy-ring Marasmius)
Lineage: Eukaryota; Fungi; Basidiomycota; Agaricomycetes; Agaricales; Marasmiaceae
Exons: 5
Coding region: 319-5244 (1641 amino acids)
Source: RefSeq, a predicted model, not a curated record